AGUAAAUGAGAGCAGGGUUAAGAAAGCCUGACUAAUCAUCAGACAACGCUGAAACAAGCAAUAUUGGUAUCAAAUAUGACCCUACAAUUACAUUUAAAUGAUAGGCUAUGUUAUGUGAUUAUUGUGAUGAUGGAAAAACUUAAAAUAUAAAAUAUACGUGUUGAAAUUAUAACGACGUGUUAAUCUACAAAAAGAUAGACGUGCAUAUUUACCAUAAUAUAUCUUUUCUUAAUCCUCGAAUCUGUUUUCAUUUACGUGGUUUUGUUGUUUUCCAUUCAAACUGGCAAAAGGGACAAUGGCCUAUUUAGUCUCAUGUGUCAAUCUGCUGAUGGGCUUGGACAGUUCAGAAAACUUUGGUUUCUAUACUAUUAUGCUAAUUACAUCCCCGGGCUGGGCUCCUCAUUGGCUGAGUCUCAGUCAAUUUCAUAUUUCAGUUCUGACGUCAGGGCGCCUAUAAAACUAAGCAAUGCUUUUUAACUCGUCGGCUGACUGAUCCCUUAGAAAAAAAAUCUAUCAAUCCUUGGGUGGAGUGUUUUUUUUUCAGUCUCCACAAAGCAACUAUUUGCCCGGGACACGUACGUGAACCUCCUCAAUUUGGCGCACUAAUCCUAAAAGGAGCCAUGAAGUGUUAAAUGGUAGAAACAGAGAGAGCGGCGCUCAGACACCCGCACGCUGGGAGAGAGGGAGGAAACAGCGCUGCUCCAAUGCGUCUGUGCAACACAGACUGAAGAAAAAAAAAACUUAUCGACUCACAAAACCAAAACCCGCGCUGCGCAAUUAGUGCGAGGAAAUUCACUUUUUCUUCCUGUUUUGAAGAAAAUAAAUAAAGAAAUCAAGCUGGCUCAGUGCGUGUCUCAGCAGCCCACUUUGACAGGUGCUCCUCACCCCCUUUGGAGGACUGUCAACAGCAAGAGGAUGGCAUCAGAGCUGGCAAUGAGCAACUCCGACCUGCCCACCAGUCCCCUGGCCAUGGAAUAUGUUAAUGACUUCGAUCUGAUGAAGUUUGAAGUGAAAAAGGAGCCGGUGGAGCCCGAUCGCAGCAUCAGCCAGUGCAGCCGCCUGGUCGCCGGGGGAUCCCUAUCUUCCACCCCGAUGAGCACGCCUUGCAGCUCGGUUCCCCCCUCUCCAAGCUUCUCGGCGCCCAGUCCGGGAUCAGGGAGCGAACAGAAGGGGCACUUGGAGGAUUUCUACUGGAUGACCGGGUACCAACAGCAGUUGAACCCCGAGGCUCUGGGCUUUAGCCCGGAGGACGCCGUAGAGGCGCUGAUCAGCAGCAGUCACCAGCUCCAGACCUUCGAUGGCUAUGCCAGAGGGCAGCAGUUCGGCGGCGCAGCCGGCGCAGGAGGCGCCAUGGCCGGGGAGGAGAUGGGCUCAGCGGCCGCCGUGGUGUCCGCGGUUAUCGCUGCAGCCGCAGCUCAGAAUGGGAAUCCCCACCACCACCACCACCAUCACCACCACCAUCACACAGGGGCACACCACCCCUCCUCCGGGUCUCAGUCCAGUGGUGUCGCGGGGGGAAACCACCAGCACUUGCGCUUGGAUGAUCGGUUCUCGGACGAGCAGCUGGUGACCAUGUCGGUGCGGGAAUUGAACAGGCAGCUCCGGGGGGUCAGCAAGGAAGAGGUGAUCCGUCUGAAACAGAAGAGGAGGACGCUAAAGAACAGAGGUUAUGCCCAGUCAUGCCGGUACAAGCGGGUUCAGCAGCGGCACGUCCUGGAGGGAGAGAAGACGCAGCUUAUCCAGCAGGUGGACCACCUCAAGCAGGAGAUCUCCCGGCUGGCCAGGGAGAGGGACGCCUACAAGGAGAAAUACGAGAAGCUGAUCAGCACCGGCUUCAGAGAAAACGGAGGAUCCAGCAGCGACAACAACCCCUCAUCCCCGGAGUUUUUCAUGACGUCAAGAAAAUUCCUCCAUCUGUGAUAGAGAGCUGUGACUUCUCCGUCCCACCACCCUGGAAUCUGAGAUGGACGGAUGGUGGGACUACAGACGAUGGCGGAGGAUGACGGCUUGAGCGAGGGAAAGCAAAGGGCUAGUUUUGUAUGCUUUCACAUCGGCAGUCAGAAGACGGUGGGAGAGGAAGGAUGGAGGCAAAAUUAGGGAAGGACUUAAGGGACUGAGGAAAGGAAGGCACCUGGAUUUGAAUGCAGACAUGCAUGCCAGGGUGAGAGAACAGGAGGAGGUGAGGAGGCGAAGAAAGGGAUGGCAGGAGGGCUCCUGGCCAUGGAUGCAGACAGACAGGCAGGGUAACCAGAGGCAGGCGGUGACCUUCUCUGCUGCUGGAGGAUCGAAGGCUUUAUUUAAAGGCCUGGUCAAUGCUGGGUGCUGCUGAGGUAUCAGCCUCGCAGCCAGGCGACUCAUCACCACUGUAAUACAACUCUCUACAACCCCUCUCUCUCACACACACGUAGACACACGCACACACACACACACAGACAGGACAGGACACUCUCUGGACACCUCAGGUUUUACACUGUACAGUUCGAGAGCUGGACAGGGGAAACUACAGCAUCAGCAUCGGCUAAUUUUACUGUGCAGCAGACAGUACGCGCUACUUUCCUCAUGCGCUCAGCAAUGUGAAGCACACGCUUGUUUUGCCUUUGAAAUGCACUCCAUCACUGUCCACUUAUUUUAAUGUUGGCCAGUUAUAAAUGACAACAUAACCCACAAUUUUCGCUGAUAUUGACACAGUAAGGAUGGAGGUGGUGAAAGUGGUGGUUAAAAAAAAAAGUCAGAAUGCAGGCUGCAGGCUGCUGAGGUAGGGCACCUGCUUCUUUGUGUGUGUGUGUGUGUGUGUUCGCAUGUGUGUGUGGCUGCGGCGUUAGGACACCUGCAUGCUUCAGCACUUUCUGGCAGUCAGGAGCUCUGAGGUCACAGGCAGGGGAGUGGAGAGGGCACAUUAGAGUAAGCUUCAGAUCCCCCACCCACCCACCACACCUCCACGAUCCUUCCAUACUGCAACUCACACCAACCCCCAAGUUUCCUUCUUCCCCCGUUACCCCACCGUCAUCCCUCCGCCUCCUGCUCGUCUUCCCCCCACGGUGACGUCAGCCGCUCGGGGGGGGGGCACAGGGAGGCAAGGUGCCUCUGUGGCUGACAGCAGGCAGGUCAGGUUUUUGUAGACAUGGCAGAGGAGGAAGGACACAUGCGCACAUGCACGCAGUCACGUCAAGAUGUGGAAGUAUGUAAAGGAGAGGAUGCUUAAAUUGAAGCACGCGUGCUUCAAUUGGGCUGUAAACACCUAAAAAAGCUUUUUCCAAUAGUUGGUGGUUAAUAUCAAAGCUUCAAAAAUGGCAGGUAGGAAAAAUAGUAAUAUAAACUAGGCGGAAGAUUAAUAUUGAUGUAUAUCAUGAUAACUGUUUAGGCUUGUUAAUGUUCAUCACAUUGGACUACGUGGUAAUGGCAAACGAGCAGUUUUACUCUGGGGAAAAUCUGACUAUUGGAUCAACGUAGUUAAAACAGUAUAUCAUAAUUUUUGAUAUUGAAGCAAAAUUCCACAAUAUGAUUUCAGAUGAAAAACAAUAAAUAUCAAUGCAUCGCCCACACUUACUGUAAUUCGAACAUUUGUCACUUAUAAAACACUACAGCUGUGUUGGAGUCUUUGUGUUCUGCAGCGACAAGGAUUUGCUCCAUCCACAGCUUGACAUACUUCACUAUUCAUUUACUGCCUGGGAUAUAUAUAACUACUAGCUGCUCUGUGUGAGACUCGUUACACUGUUACAGUCUUGAUAGUGACACAGAAGUCAUCCCUCAAUCCAGAAAAUCCAAAUGACAGGGAGGAUAUGAACAGGAUGUAUGCUCAUUAUCAGGCCUGGUCUGGAAAAAAAGAGAGAGGAAGCAAGUAGAUUUGGGUCUGGAUCAGAAAUAACAAAGAGGGAAAAGAUUUGACUUUCCGCAGUUGUAAAGACACACAAACUGAACACAGAACAACUCUGUUUAGAUUUGGAUUGUUUUUUAAAAUGUGUUAUGUGUUUUCACUUUCUUCUAAACCACAGAAUAGAUGAUACUUCAUGAGAAAGCUUCUCCCUCAAGCCAAACCUCCAAACAUCAACCCGCUCCUCUUUUUAACUUGUGUUUAGUUUUCUCUCCGAUGUUUCAGUUGUUUAAGCCUGGAUUGUGUUGUUUUAUUCAAACAUAAUUAGUUGUAAAGCUGUUGCCAUUGUGUGUGUGUGUGUGUGUGUGUGUGUGUGUGUGUGUGUGUGUGUGUGUAAGCCUCAGAGCCACUGUUGUCCUCAGGUUGUGACUGUGUGUUCACAGCAUGAUUGAGAAAGGAAGUUGUGAUCAGCCGGAGGUUAGUGUGAUAUAAUGUAUUCCCCUGAAUAACCUCAGCCAGCAGCCCAGGGCCUUCCUCUCGCCCGCAGCCUCCUUCUCCUUACACACACAUAAACACACACACACACUCCUUCCUCGCUCCACUCGUGUCACCAUCCCAUCCUCUCUCCCUGCGGUGACUGCCCAAUGCUAGCUGCUUAGCGUUGCACCCAGUGUCUAAUUGAAUUCCAACACUCCAGUGUUAGCUCCUGAUGCUAUAGAGAUGUUAACACGGCACAAUACUAACAGUCCUCGGGACGUGUUUCAACACCACUCUCCUAAAGAGAAAAUGAGUGCUAAGCUCACUCUGGCAGCGCAUGAUUUAUUUAAAGCUCCAAACUAUGUCUUCUGCAUCCCCUAAAGGAUCGUUUUUUAUAGCCAUGAGCGAAUCAGCACUUCAUAUACACACAUGCAGCACAUACAGAAUGUUUUGUGGCUACACUGUUGGUAGACAGAAUGUGUGUUUCCUCUCACUUCUCAAGCUUCUACUCGAGUGUAUCUAUUGUGCCUUAUAUAAAUGUGUCUGCUGCUCUCUCUGCAUCCAUAUUGCUGGCGAUGCCGUCCAUCCCCUCUCCCUGACACCCUCACUUUUAUUCCCUGGCUCUCAAACACUAGCUCUGGGCGUUAAUGGCACAUAUUUCCUGGGCCUGGCUGAAACGGGAUGCAUCUUCCCCUUGUUAGCUUGAUAAAUAACCAUGCUGCUGGGAAAGUGCUGAAUUUUAGCUUUCAGCCUCUAUUUUCUGCUGGAUGACAUUAAUUUUAAGUGCUGAGAAGGAGCUAACUAAUACAGACAAAUAAAUAAGGUGGAGUAAGGGAAGGUGCAGCGGUGCUGGAGUCACUCUGCUGUGUCGUCCCCCACCCCCCUUUACCUUUUUAUACACAAGCAUAUAUGCAAUAUGCAAACCUGCAAAAAUAUACAAUACACACAAGGGUCAAUCAAGCAAGCACAGUCACACUUAGUUUCUCAAUAGAUGCUUCUGCUGUUGUCCCAACUGUGAAAUCAUCUUGUACGACCUGCAGAGGUCAAAUGUUUAACAUGUUGCAGGCAGACAGACAGUCUGUCAGGCUGAAAGUAAGAUUGGCUCCAUGCUAUCUACUGUCUGUGUCCGUCGAUCCUCUCUGUCUGUCCCUCUUACCCUCUCAUUCUGUCUUCCCGAAUUCUGUGUUUCAACAGAAAUAGAGAUUAGCGAGGCAGUAAUGUGGCGGCAGAUCACAGUGCACACACUAUGGAUAAAUUGUCCUUAUAUGAGUUUAUAGAAACAACAAAACAUAGAUCAGGUUGGAAAUUAAGUGGCUCAUUUGUGGAUUGUAAUUGAGAGGUAGUUAAUUAUUGUUUAAGAAAAGAUAAGAAAAAAGUUGUUUUCUAGAUAAAAUACUUAUAUUAAAGCCCCUUAAACUAGAUGAAUACAGGUUAAAUUAUAUUAUUUAUUGCAUUGUUGUUUGUGUGUGCCGCAUUUGUGGAUAUGUGCCAUAUUUGCUGUGCUGUAACAGCAUGAAGGCAGGUUCAUCUCCAUCAUGUUUGCUGUUUGGAAAGUAUUCAGUGUUCUUGUAGUCAACACCAGACUCUAAGCUUCAUCAGCUGCACUACAUGGACAUUUGACAUGGAGAAAAAUAUAAUGUAAGAAAGUAGAUCAGUAUACAAAAUUAAAUUUGAAUCUCCCAAAAUAUCAACUUUUAUCAUAUUUUGCUUAUUAUUUUCAUCUUGAUCCUGUACAUUUUUAUUGCUGUCCUUUAAUUUAUUUAUUUUUAUUUGGUUUUAUUUAAUUGUACAUUCUUUUUUCUUGUUUUACAAUUUUGAACCCACAAAACCCCAAGAUGACUUGACAUUUAGAAAAAGCUUCUGUCACAUGACAGCAGCAAAAGCACAGCAAUAAAUGUGUUUUACUGCUGGCCUAUAAACAAAGAACACAAGGAUGUCGACAGGACAAACCCAGCACUACUGAUGCUGUGAAUCUACUUUUAUCAGUUCCAGCAUGCAGGAUUAUACUUAGAUGCAUGACUAUCAGUUGCAGGUCACACACACACACACACACACA
Messenger RNA from Micropterus salmoides (largemouth bass), 6344 nucleotides. Its product is annotated as transcription factor Maf-like. Gene Ontology annotation, molecular function: DNA-binding transcription factor activity, RNA polymerase II-specific; RNA polymerase II cis-regulatory region sequence-specific DNA binding. Bases 916 to 1920 code for a protein of 334 amino acids. Gene Ontology annotation, biological process: regulation of transcription by RNA polymerase II. The record is from RefSeq and is a predicted model, not a curated record. The transcript is spliced from 3 exons. Lineage: Eukaryota; Metazoa; Chordata; Actinopteri; Centrarchiformes; Centrarchidae. Gene Ontology annotation, cellular component: nucleus.